AAUAGACCAGCUUCUGGCUAUGGCUUUGACGACGAGGAAUCCGACGAGGGAUCCGAUUCAGAAAGAUUACACCAGCUCGGCGGUGGCUUUCGUCAGCAGUGAUGGACCUGACAUCCAUCUUGGACUGGGGGGUGCGUCGAAGUACAAUUUCAAACAUGAUCAGUUUGUGGUCGCAAACUUUCACAGAUCCCUUGAGGGCCUUCUGAGGGAUUACUUGCCCAUGAACCUAGGAUUGGAGUUCCCGGAGAAUGCAAAGCAACUAGAACAGCUAUCUGCAAAGCUGGCAGGUGCCGAAGAGGGAUACAAAGACCGAGGCCGGGGUUUCUGGCAUUCGAUCUGGUACAAGAUUGGGGAAGCGGACGAUGUGGUCGACACCUGGGUUUCUCUCAUUCCUAACGAAUAUGGGCUUGCCGUUGUGAAGACUGGGCUUGCAGUGGUGUUCAAGCUUGCUGAAAGAUCUGCCGAGCGACGGCGGAGCAUCAUGAACACGUUUGUCGCGAUCCGAGAUGCUCUUGCGCGAGCUAAUCCAGAAAAUCGAAGUUUUCGCACCCACAAGGAUGUCAGCGCGUGUGCGGACCGUCUCACCCAGACCAUCAUCCAAUCCAUUGAGGAUAUGAUCAAGUUGACCUCGUCGAAACAGAAGAGCUUGCGGCGGUUGAGAAUUCCCAAGCUGGGACAACACAAAACAACGACACCUGCCCCGGAUCCUGUCCCGGAUCAAGAAGCGAUCUUGAAAAAAAUAAAUCAGGCUACCAAGGAGUUUGAGGACGCCAUCAAUCUGGCACGAGACAAUAUGAUUGAGGCCACUGGGUUCACAACGCAGGGCAUCGCCUUGCAACUUCCAGAAAUUCGUGCCGAUUUACGCACGGCGGGCAACCAGCUGCGGGUGAUGGAUCGCAAACGGGAUAGGCGAGAUGAAGACCAGCAGAAGAGCCUCCAAAAGCUGAACACCAUGAUGCAACAGGUUCUAGCGAGUACAGAGAAAAUUGCCAAGCGGGAGCAGGAUUUCCAGAUGGACCAGGUGGUGGCUCGAAGUGAGGUGGUCCAUUUCCUGCGUGAGCAUCUGAAAAAGGAAGACGAAAUCAUACGGCUUUGUCGGCAACAACAGAGAUACGCGGUCAACCUCGGUGUCAUCGUCAGAGAGGACCAACUGCUCGAGAUCCUCACUCUCGCCGCCGGAGAAUCUGAGCUGGCCCGCCUGCUACGCCAACCAAACGAUGACUUGCAGCUGGCGCUGAAGUACAAGGGCAAACUCAGUCAAGCGAGUCAGCGGCAGGUUCAGGCAGCUGUCGUGACGGACGAUAGGGUUCUGCAAUGGCUCCAUGGGCCUGACCCGGAUCUCAUCAUGAUCGAUGCUGCCAACGUCUCCCUCCAUGCGGGAAUGUCGAAGAUAUCCGUCAUCACAGUGUUUAGUGCCGCCUUCAUCACCAGCCUGAUUAAUGCGCGCCCGGACGACGUGGUGGUCGCUCACUACUUCUGCGGCCAGCAUGUUCGGGCGAAGGAUCCCUGGCACGGCCCCAACGGGGUGGUUCGCUUCCUCACAAUGCAGCUCCUCAUGAGCCUCAUGAAUAUCAAGCGGCCCAAUCUGAGCUUCAUCAAGACCUGGGACCAUUUUCGAAAACUUGAGGACCAUCACCUAGGGGCGACCUGCCAUCUACUGCACUCCAUCGUGGCACAGUUUCCCCCACACAUGACUGUCAGCCUGGUCAUUGAUUCCAUCUCGCGCGCCGAUACCUUUGGAAACUCCAACGAUCUUGAGGUCGUGAUGGAACGAUUUCAUCGUCUUGUCACCGACGUCUCACUCCGGCCCACUGUCAAGGUCUUUCUGACCAAUACGAUGCAAUGUACGCCGAAUAUGUUACAGUCAGACGUCUUUCAAGACGAUCCGACUCGUCUGGUUAGUCUGUACCCGAACAAGAAGUCGGUUUCUCAACCGGCCUUGUCGGAACAAGUGAUGGGUAAUACGCUGUUCGGUUGAUUAGUCUGAACUGAAAAGACUUGCCAUUGGUUGCUUAGUAGCGUAGAGCUCAUGACUGCAUGACGAGUAUAUCGAUUCCAAGCACACGGUAUAAGAGUACCAUUCCGAGAGCGUAAGUCGAUAUGCACUGAGUGACUAUAUUUUUUAUAUCUCCAGAAUAGGGUAUUGGGAGAAAGUUCUGGGCCUAGAAGAUGAGUUAGCAGAUGCGGUAAGAUUGAAUAAUAGAUAUAUAUCUAGGAGAUAAUAGGCAGU
This is a messenger RNA of Penicilliopsis zonata CBS 506.65, 2230 nucleotides long. RefSeq lists its product as hypothetical. Lineage: Eukaryota; Fungi; Ascomycota; Eurotiomycetes; Eurotiales; Aspergillaceae. Bases 20 to 1978 code for a protein of 652 amino acids. The record is from RefSeq and is a predicted model, not a curated record. The transcript has 4 exons.